AUGACAAAGGUGAAUUUCCUUUUGGCUGCUCUGUGCGGAUUGGCUACGCUCAGCGCGUCAGUCGCAGAACCGACUAUGUACGGUGGUGCUACACCUGCUCCGCCAAAAUAUGCAGCUCCGCCUAAAUACGAAACUCCAGCUCCGACUCCGCCAAAAUACCAAACUCCGGCACCACCUAAAUACGAAGUUCCAGCUACAACACCUCCGACUCCACCAAAAUACGAAACUCCAGCUACAACAACUCCGACUCCGCCAAAAUACGAAACUCCGGCCCCGCCAAAAUACGAAACUCCGGCCCCGCCAAAAUACGAAACUCCGGCCCCACCUAAAUACGAAACUCCGGCCACACCUAAAUACGAAACUCCGGCCACACCUAAAUACGAAACUCCGGCCACACCUAAAUACGAAACUCCGGCCACACCUAAAUACGAAACUCCAGCCAAGUAUGCAGAGAAGAAAGAAGAAUACCCAAAGAUGGACGGUGGUAUGAAGUACAAGCGCUCUAUCGACGAGGAAACUGAAGAUGCCAAGAAAGACACCACCGAGAAAACCGACAUGACGGCGGAGGAAUUUUCUCCAAUGGAAAUUGAAGCAGCACGAGACGCCGUCAUGAAGAGCCUCAUGACCAUGAUUGAGGAUUCAGUUACGUCCGACGAUGUGGAGAACUUUGGCGAUGUUACCGAAGGAUUUGGUGAUAUCGCCGACGAUGAGGAUAUGGAGACUCCAGAUGGCGAGGAACCAACAGCUGAUCACGAUGAGGAGGACUUGAGCCAAAUGGAAAGGAGCGCUCCUGGCGACUACAAAACAGCAUCUGAAGACAUGGGCCUUCUAUCUAGCUCUUGGAUGAAGAAAAUGCGCCUCCUAAUAAGCAAACGCAUCAACGCAAGAUUGAACAUCACAGGUCAAUUUAGCGGAUGCAAAGUACCUCGCCCAUGCAUCAUUCGUCCCAUUAUCGUGAAGAAAAAGAUCGUUCGUCCAGUUAUCGUGAGAAAGAAAAUCGUACGUCCAGUCAUCGUGAGAAAGAUCGUCCGUCCAGUCAUUAAGAAAAUCGUCCGUCCAAUCAUCAAGAGAAUCGUCCGGCCAAUUGUCAAGAGAAUCGUACGUCCAAUCAUUAAAAAAAUCGUCCGUCCAGUCAUCGUGAGAAAGAUUGUCCGUCCAAUUUACAAGAGGAUUGUGAUAUGCAAACCUGCAACGUACAGGAAGAGAUGCCAAUGGAAACGAAUUUGUUAUUAACUGCUCACCUGAAUUUCGCUAUCGACAUCAAAUUCCGGUUUGCUCUGACCUAAAAUGUUGUACCUGGGUCGUCUCUCGUAGUAUUGGGAUGUUGGUGUUCACUGUGGGGCUCUUGUGACUGCGAUAGUAAUCGAUAUUCUUCGAAAUUGGGUUAGUUAGUGGAAUAAAAUAAAAUACCUCUACAUAAAUUGAA
Daphnia magna is the source of this 1426-nucleotide messenger RNA. RefSeq names its product proteoglycan 4-like. Bases 1 to 1233 code for a protein of 410 amino acids. NCBI's taxonomy places the organism in Eukaryota, Metazoa, Arthropoda, Branchiopoda, Diplostraca, Daphniidae. The transcript is spliced from 2 exons. The record is from RefSeq and is a predicted model, not a curated record.